Molecule: messenger RNA, 2445 nt
Organism: Asparagus officinalis (garden asparagus)
Lineage: Eukaryota; Viridiplantae; Streptophyta; Magnoliopsida; Asparagales; Asparagaceae
Product: pentatricopeptide repeat-containing protein At5g65560-like
Exons: 5
Coding region: 165-1796 (543 amino acids)
Molecular function (GO): protein binding
Source: RefSeq, a predicted model, not a curated record
AAUUUAUACAAUUUUUUCGCAGCUAAUCCACAGGAUAGCUUUUUGUUGAAGCCUCUAAAAAUUGCAUCUUUUUCGUUUUUUCAAACCAAACACCGGCGGUAAAAAUAAAGCAUGGGCUCUCCCCCGCCGCCUCCUUAAACCCUAAACCCUAACCUCUCCGUUCCAUGCCCUGUCAUCAACCUCGCCAACUCAACAGAACCCUGGAAUCCCUCUCCAACGCCGGCGACCACUUCUCCAAGCUCUGCUCCGCCGCCGCCUCCCACCGCCGCCCUCCUCCGACCUCCGCCCUCAACAAAACCCUAAAAUCCCUCUCUCGCUCCGGCAACGCCGACGAACUCCUCGACCUCGCCGCCAAAUCCCCCAACCUCUCCUCAAAAGUCUUCUUCUUGAACACCCUCAUCAACGCCUUCAUCGUCUCCAAAUGCCGCCAUAAAGCCCGUGCCGCCUUCGCCCAUCUGAAACAAACCGGUGUAACCCUGACGAAUCCGUCUUAUUCUAUUAUCUUAAAGCUCCAGUUUUUGUUUGAGACCGAUUCGGAAUCGCCAUAUUCGAUUAUGGGAGCUAUGGUGAAGUGUGGAUGUAAACCUGAUGCGAUUACGUACUCGACAUUGAUUUCUGGGCUGUGUAGAGUUGGGAGGAUUGAAGAGGCCUGGGGGUUUGUGGACAAAAUGGAAGAGGAGAAUUGCCCGCCUACUGUUCGAUGUUAUACCUCAAUUGUUUUCGGGUAUUGUAAUUUCGGGAGGAUCGAUGAUGCAAAGUGUUUGAUUGAUAGAAUGGGGAGUUUUGGGUGUUCUCCGGAUACUGUAACUUAUACGAUAUUGAUAGAUGCAAUGUGCAAAAGGGGAGGUUUUGAUGAGGUGAGGAGAGUUUUGGAGGAGAGUGAAUUGAAUGGGUGGAAGCCGAAUGAGAUCACAUAUCAUGUUUAUAUCAAUGGGCUCUGUAAGGUAGGAGAGGUUGAUGAGGCUUUUCGGCAGUUGGAUACUAUGAGGGAUCGGGGGUUGAGCCCAUCAUUGGAGACUUUGCACAGACUGUUUGAUUCUCUAUCUUGUGAUUUGAGUGAAGAAAAUUUGUGGAAGGUGAUAGAAUUGUUGAGCUGGGAUGUCGAUGCGUUCUUUUAUAAUACAUUGGUGGGUAAAUUUUGUCAAAAUGGUAGUUGGUUAACUGUGCUCAAGCUUCUAGCUGCAAUGUUGAAGAAGGGAAUGCUAGAUAUUUGUACAUAUACUGUAGUGAUUAAUAGCCUUUGUAAGAGAAAGAUGUUGGGAGAAGCAAAAUAUGUCUUUUGCAGUAUGGAUUUUGAAGCUGAUGCUGUGGCAUUUAACACUUUGCUUAUGGGUUUUAACAGGGCAAGAGAGUUCAAUGAAGUUUACUUAUUAUUUGACUUGGUUGGGAAGAAUAUCACCCUUAAUGAAUAUUCAUAUGUUAUCUUGAUUGACAGCCUUUGUCGAGAGAAAAGAUUUCAAGAAGCUGUUGACUAUAUUUUUCAGUCGAUCAGAAAAGGUUUCUUGCCAAAUUUGAUUACUCGUCCAGUAAGUUGGUUGGUUAAGGAUGGGAAACCGACAGAAAUAUUGAACCUGUUCGAAGAAAUGUUGGGACGAGGAUUAGUCCUAGAUGUUGGUGUAUUCAAUUCAUUAAUUAGGGCACUUUGCAAAAAAGGGCUUUGCCGAAGUGUAGACUCAGAUAAAUUUUAUCUUAUUUUUGACAUAAUGCUGGGAAUUAGGCAAUCACUUUCAACCUUGGACCAUGAAGAUGAGCUUACUGGAGGGAAAAUUGCAAGAAAAGCCUCUGAUAAAGUGUAGACUCGGAUAAAUUUUAUCUUAUUUUCAACAUUAUGUUGCGAAUAGACGAUCAUUCUCAACCUUGGAGCAUGAAGACGCACUUAUUGGAGGAAAAAGUUUAAGCUAAGAGAAGCUCUAGAAACUGCAAGGAAAGCUGAAGAAGUUGCGGAAAGAAAUUCAAGACAGCUGAAAAGAAUGUCACAGAAAUUUUAGCAAAGAAGAAGGUACAUUCCCAAGGAACCAGGUUUAAUAUCUGCUGAGGGAAACCAAUCUACUAGUUAUUAGGUACAUAAUACAUUGUAUAAUCAAUACUAAACUGGAGUUUGGAGGUGAUGAAGAGAUGGUCAUUGCGGAGGAGAGAAAGCGGUGUUGUAAAAUGGAAUAACUUUUUUGUACAUAAUACACUAUAAUAUCAAUCCUAAACUAGAGGUGAUGAAGAGAGGAUCAAUGCGGAGGAAAUACUGGCCCUAACCACUUCUUCGAAGGGGAUAAUCUUUAUUUCAAAAUGAUGUACUCAUCUGUAAGACUUUAGCUAUAAAUCAAAGUGUUACAUUUUUCUUUAAUGUAUUCUUUAAAAUAAGUGUCAUACUUUUAUUUAACAUGUUGUGCUUUUUGUAAGAGUGCUUUACUGUAUCAUUAAGUGUUUCUGGCCUUUCUGUAAGUUUGUUAA